Molecule: messenger RNA, 2904 nt
Organism: Abrus precatorius (Indian licorice)
Lineage: Eukaryota; Viridiplantae; Streptophyta; Magnoliopsida; Fabales; Fabaceae
Product: probable alkaline/neutral invertase B
Exons: 4
Coding region: 895-2607 (570 amino acids)
Biological process (GO): sucrose catabolic process
Molecular function (GO): endo-alpha-N-acetylgalactosaminidase activity; sucrose alpha-glucosidase activity
Source: RefSeq, a predicted model, not a curated record
UUCUUCGAUUCUUUGCCAUUUAACAUGAUUAUCUGAUUUCACCCAUUGAGCCCUUUUUACCUUUCUUUGCAUUGCAUCAUGUUUUCGUUCAUGCAUGAAUCUAUUCUUUUUUGGAUGAACAUUAUGCGCAAAUGCAUGAAGGCUUUCUCAUUUUUAUUUUGAUGCCAACGUGCAAAUGGUUUUCUGAUCACGUUGUACCCAUGGGGACUUCACUGUGCUGUUUAUUCUGCAUAUCCGUAUUAUCAACAAUUGUCUCCUUUAAUUAAUUUUUUUGAAAAUAUUUUCUUCGGUUGUGGUUGGCUUCCCUUGUUUGCUCAAUGCUCAUUGUGGUUCUCCUUUUUGUAUUGUAAAAACUGCAUAUCACCCUUUCAUUUUAGCAGUUGGGAGAUUUUUACCCUGCUAGUUAUUAAGAAGUAACCCUUUUCCAGGGAGAAUGUGGAACGGAAUUAAUCGAAAAAUAAUAAGACAAAUACUUUUUACCUUAGAUAGGAAUCUGGAAUUGGAAAGUUGGGACCUGUGCUAUUUCUGUUGUUCUAUUUCCCCCACUAAUCUGAUAAUUAAACCUAUUGAUUGUUUCUCUGUUUGGUAACGCCGUACCCCUUGAAUUGUGUAGUGUAGUAUUUCAAAAUUAAUCACUUCAUGGUUGGAGUUUAUGAUCUUUAUCUGGUAUCAUUUGGAAGCCUGCAUGUUUGAACUCAAAAUCAUUUGGAAUUUCGGAUUAAGAAAAUGAUACAUGAUGUUCCAAGUAUCUGCUUUUGGUCUUAUAAAGUGUUACAAACGCAGGGAUUUAGCAGUUUGAGGGCACGGUUUAUAUUUAUGUCAAUUUUAUGUCAACACACUUUAUUCUGCAGGAUUUUGAGCAAUACUAGGUUGCAAGUGCUAAGGUUUUGAAAGAUGUCUUCCAAUCCAAUAGAUUGGUUUCAAAAUGGAAAUUCUAGAAGUCCCGAAGCAUUAAGUAGUGUGGCAGAAACAGAGGAAUUUGAUUUCUCAAAAGCAUUGGAUAGGCCAAGGGCUUUGAAUAUAGAGAGACAGAGAUCAUGUGAUGACAGAUCAUUGAGUGAACUAUCCAUAGGCUUUUCCCCACGCCAUUUGGUCAUAAAAGCUGAUAACUUUUCUCGCCUGGGAGACCAUUUUGAUCAGCUAAAUUCUCCUGUGCCAAAAUCAGGUCUUAAUACCCCAAGAUCAAUGACAUUAGAGUCACAUCCUUUAACAUCAGAAGCUUGGGAAGCUCUCAGGCGUUCCUUGGUAUAUUUCCGUGGUCAACCAGUUGGGACAAUUGCGGCCUUAGAUAAUUCUGAUGAGAAACUUAAUUAUGAUCAGGUGUUUAUAAGAGACUUUGUCCCAAGUGCUUUAGUUUUUCUGAUGCAUGGAGAACCGGACAUUGUUAAAAAUUUUAUCUUAAAGACUCUUCGCCUUCAAUCAUGGGAGAAAAAGAUUGACAGGUUUCAACUAGCUGAAGGGGUGAUGCCUGCUAGUUUUAAGGUAUACCAUGAUCCAGUCAGAAACCAUGAAACCCUGAUAGCAGAUUUUGGUGAAAGUGCUAUAGGCAGGGUUGCUCCUGUUGAUUCCGGAUUUUGGUGGAUUAUUUUACUCCGUGCAUACACAAAGGCUACGGGAGACUCUUCUUUGGCAGAACUGCCUGAAUGUCAAAAGGGUAUGCGCUUGAUUCUGAGUUUGUGCCUGUCUGAGGGGUUUGACACAUUUCCAACUUUGCUUUGUGCUGAUGGGUGCUGUAUGAUUGAUCGUAGAAUGGGUGUUUAUGGGUAUCCAAUUGAAAUUCAAGCAUUGUUCUUCAUGGCUUUAAGAUGUGCCUUGCAAUUGCUUAAGCAAGAUGCUGAAGGGAAAGCGUUCAUGGAACGAAUUGUCAAACGCUUGCAUGCCUUAAGCUAUCAUAUGAGAAGCUAUUUUUGGUUGGAUUUGAAGCAACUUAAUGAUGUAUAUCGAUUCAAAACAGAAGAGUACUCACAUACUGCAGUAAACAAGUUUAAUGUUAUUCCUGAUUCUCUACCAGAUUGGAUUUUCGAUUUCAUGCCUCAUCAUGGUGGAUACUUUGUUGGUAAUGUAAGUCCGGCUAGGAUGGAUUUCCGCUGGUUUUGCCUGGGUAAUUGCAUUGCAAUUUUGUCCUGCAUGGCAACUCCUGAGCAGUCCACUGCAAUCAUGGAUCUCAUAGAAUCAAGGUGGGAUGAAUUAAUUGGAGAGAUGCCUGUCAAAGUUUGCUAUCCAGCCUUUGAUAGCAAUGAAUGGGUGAUCAUAACAGGAUGUGACCCAAAAAAUACCAGAUGGAGUUACCACAACGGAGGAUCUUGGCCAGUUCUUUUAUGGUUUCUGUCUGCGGCCUCCAUCAAGACUGGGAGACCCCAAAUUGCAAGACGUGCCCUUCAAAUUGCUGAGAGCAAAUUGCUAAAGGACAACUGGCCUGAAUAUUAUGAUGGAACGCAGGGUCGAUACAUUGGGAAGCAGGCCCGAAAAUUUCAAACUUGGUCUAUAGCUGGUUACUUAGCAGCUAGGAUGAUGCUGGAUGAUCCAUCACAUUUAGGCCUUGUAGCACUAGAAGAAGAUAAACAGCUAAAGCCUUUACUCAAGAGAUCAAAUUCUUGGACUUUGUGAGGAGUUGUUUUUCUUCAUCAAUUUUGACCUGCAAUGAUAAAAAGGAGAAAUCAAGGAAUGGAACAGAAGAAGAGCAGGGUGGGUGGCAAACACACAAAUGAAGCUUUCUUGUUUCUCACUUCCAUGUGUCAAGUGUUAUGCAUUCCUUCUAUGAAGUUCCUAAGGAUUCUUGACGGCCAAUAGUUUUAUCCAAAAGGUGAGCUUAUAAGAAAAUGCCAAAUUCGUUAACUGCACCAAGUUCUUGGCUGAAAAUGUAUGCACUUAGAUGCAGAUUUUACAAUUUAGAUUGAGAUAUUG